AUGGGAGGUAUUUUACAAAUCUUAUUAUCUCAAAAGAGCUUGAGGAAGAGAUUGGCAGAAGCAUCAACAGAGUCAAAUGAGGACGUGUCAGAGGAGGCAGAGGACCUGGAACCUCUGGAACCAGACGACAGUGGUACCUUCCAACAAGUCACAAACCUCCUCAACAUCAUGGACAGCGAGUCAACCAAAACGGGCGCUGCUGGGGCAGGUCCUGACAUGCGGAAGAUGCCGGCCUCAGUGAUCAUCAGGGAGAGGGCCGCCACUGAGCCCUCUGUGGUGAUGGGCGCUCUCACCCGCUGCCUGCAGGUACCAGAGAUUUCCACUCAGGGCAAAGUCAACAUCUACAGCAUCCUGCAGGAGGUUCUCCAGCAGCAGGGGGAGCUGGAGGAGUGCUGCGUCCAGAGGCUGGUCACCAUCGCCUCCAAGGAGAUGAGGGAGAUGCUGCAGGUGGAGGGCUACGUGAGGGCAGAGGUGGCCAGCGACACCUUGGUGGCCCUGUCCCGAAACCACUUCAGCUUGGUUGUUUAUGUGCUACAGCACUGCCUCAGACCCCUCAACCUCGCCGAAGAAUUUGUCAUCGUCACCCUGGCGAAGCUGGCCAAUGGCAAUGAGUUUGAGUUCGUGCCAUACAUGGGCAUCACCCUGGCUACCAUAUUCACCAUGCUGAGGCUUGCCAAGGAAGCCAAGAUGCGCCAGGUGAUCUGCAGUGCCAUGGAGACCUUCUGCGAGACCAUGCAGUUUCACCUGAGGCACCUAGAGGACAGUGUGUACCCCGUGAUGACUGAGGAGCAGUUUGCUGUGAAGCUGUUCCCCAUGUAUCGCUAUUUUGUGACCGUGUGGCUUAGGGACAACAACCCUGAGGUGAAGCUGGGGCUCACCAAGUCCCUGAAGCCUAUGCUGAACCUCAUCCUGCCCAGCGACGACGUGCGUGAGCAGGUGUACGACUACGUCGCCCUGUUGCUGGCAGAGUACCAGGCCCACCUGGAGGCACUCUUCAUCGCACAGGUCUUGAGGCAGAUCCUGGAAAUGUCAGUGACCACUAACACCCCUGUCCCCCAAAUGCAGCUGCACACCAUCUUCACGGAACUGCAUGUCCAGGUGUGCUCCAAGGCCCCUGCCCAGCGGCAGUACAGCAGCCAGAGCCUGACAGAGGUGGUGCACUGCUUCAUAGCCCUUGCCCGCUCCUACCCCAAGGAGCUGAUGAAGUUCUUCCUCAGCCAGAUGGAGGUGAGCAAGGAGGCCAUCUGAGUGGGGACCCUGACCCUGAUUAGGGCAGCGAUUCUUUGGUGCCUGAAUACCUGCCACCUUCUACCCCAACCUCAUUUCCGUCUGGACCCUUGGCGGACAUGGUGUGUGCACGUGUACACGGGUGUGUGUACAUGUGUGCAUGCAUGUGUGUUUACCUGUGUGUGUGUGUGUGUGUGUAUAUGGGGGGUCCUCCCCGGCCCCCUGGCCCACCACCCUACCCUGCCUGGCCGGGUCUCCCUGCAGGGUGUGAUUCUGUGCUUUGGCCUGUGUGUCCGGGGCCAGGUGAAGACGGUGCUGAACGUGCUCCACGACUUUGAGGAGAGGAUCCAGGAGUUGGAGCAGUCCUGGCAGAUCGGCGCUUGGGGGAAGGACCAUCCCUGGAGGCGGGAGACAGUGAAGGGUGCCCUCAUGGUGAUGUACAGCUGCGUGGCCUCGUACUGCCACCCGCAGAUGCUUCUAACCCACGUGGACAACCCCAUCACUGCUAAGAUCAUUCUCCACUACUCCAGCAGCUGCCAGGACAUCCGCCUCAAAAUGGCCUUCAUGAAGAGUGUGGUGCAGGUCACCGACGCCGUCAAGACCAUCAAGGACCUGGAGGACUUCCAAUUUGCCCCAAAGGCGACCCUUACUGCAUUAUCAUGCACUGCCCUGCUGUCUGGGCAGGUGAUCAUCAAGGCAGAACCAACUGACAGACUGGUUUCUCCAGUGUGGACCAUGGCCAUGGAUGCCCUCUCGUACUUGAGCAAACUGAAGCCUUUCUACUCCACAGAGGAAAACAGUGAGCUGGUGGAAACUAGUCUACACUCUGUCAUUUCUCUCCAGCCCCCAGGAGAGAACGAUGAGUCCAUUAAGACCCUGUAUGUGAACGCCCUGUGUGCCCUGGAGCAGCUGAUGGAGGGCCUUGUGCAGAGGCAGCUGGACCCCAAGGGGCUGCAGGAGAUGGUGCACCUCCUGGAAAAGUUUAUCUUGUCGGAGAAAGAAUGGGAGCGGGAGAAGGCGAUCAACCUCCACCUCCAUCUCAUGCACAUCUACGUCCAAAGCGUCGGUGUCUGCAUCCCUCUGCACCUGGGGCAGUUUGGCACUCUGGUUGGACUCAUCGCCCCAUGCACCUGUGACUCGCACAGAAUCCGCCCGGCCUCCAUGGAAGCCCUUUCCAGCCUCCUGGAUCUUCAUGCAAGACAGACCUGCCCCUCCUGGCGUGCUUCCAAGGAGUUGGAGCUUGUGAAAUGUAAGGCGGAGCUGCAGGGCUCGGACGUGGAGAAGAUUUUCGGCGCGUCUUCCAGAAUCGCCAAGGUGGCGCGCUUGCAGUUUAGCUGCGAUGAGGUGGCCUCGCUCGUCCAGAAGCUCUAUGAGAACCUCGGGGCCAUGAACCUCCAGCAUGACAAGGCCUCCGUCACCUGGAUAGGCACCUUCCUCCAGAUGCGGGCCAAGGAGCUGGAGGACACGGUGGCGGAGAUCCUGGGCGCCAUCCUGGUCCACCUGCUGGUAGUGGAUCACCUGGACGUGCGACACCCCCUUAUCGAGGGCAUCCUUCUGCUGGCGCGCUACCACCAGGAGACCGUCCUCACGUCCCUCCUGCCGCAGCCCCUGCCCAUGGAGAGCCACCUGACGGAGGUGUGGCUGACUGUGGCUGAGAACUUGCCCUUUGCCCGGAUGAUGCUACACGUGCUGAUGGGUCGGCUGCAGUCGAGGUUCACGCCCAGGGCCGACGCCACCUCCAAGGCUGACAUCUGGCACCUGGCCGCAGUGGACACUCUGAUGACCCUGUGCACCAUCCACCUUCUUAUUGAGAAGAUGGACCAGGAUGACAAGCUCCUGGACCUCUUCCCGGACCUCAUCUACACCCUCCUGCUGCAGCUCGGCAGCAGCCAGGGGCCGGAGGCCAUGUCGCCUGUCCUGAAGAUGUGGAGACUCGUCCACACGGGGACCCUCCCUGAGGAGAUCAACCUGCAGAGGAUCACGAUCAAAUCCAUGCAGCUUUUGUUCCGGAAACUCAACAGCGAGCCGCUGCCUCGCACCCUGGAAGAGCAGGGCGUGUGGACACUCCUGGAGAGCAGCUCCACAUUCCUGCAGGGAGUGAGCCUGCUGGCCAGGCUGUGCGUGCGGAACGCCGAGGGCUACCGGCAGAGGCUGUCGGAGCUGGUGCUCAGGGGCGUGGCCUCGGAGGCCCUGAGCUAUCGCAUCAGCAGCACGGCGGCCUGCGUGGAGUUCAUGAGUGUCCCGAUCCUGUACCAGGAGAAACUGCUGAAGCCGGCAGUGCUGAUGCUGGAGAAGGGCGUGGACCAGGACGAGGCCCUGCGGGUGCUUUCCCCACGCGCCCUCGGCAACAUGGCCCUCCGUGCCCCCAAGAAGGUGAGGCAGUACCAGAAGCUUUUACUGGAGAAGUGCCUGUGCCCCCUGAGGGGGCCUGUGAGCACCAGCGUGACCUCUGAGGGCAUGGAGACCCUGGCCAAGGUCCUGGCUGAGCUGCGGGAAGGGGACGUGGGGUCCUUCCGUGCCAUCUCUGAGCGGUGCAGAGCCUUCUUUGACCACGAGAGCGAGCUACUGCGUUUAAAAGCCUUCGUCCUCUUCGGGAAGCUGGCAAAGGUGGUCAGGAUUUCCAAGAAGCAUUUCUUCAAAGAGGAAGUGAAGAAAGCCUGGGUCCCCCUCAUGCUGCAGGAUCCCUGCUCCAGUGCAGCCCAGGCCUGUGUGGCUACCAUGUUUCAGUGUGUGCACUUCUGGGGCUGGAAGGCCCUGGAGAGCUCCUCGGACCAAAGUGAUGCCAUUGCCCCCAAGGACAUGACCAGUUUCCAGAUAAUCCUGUGCUCUGUCUUGACUCAGAGAAAGCCUGCCGUUCUCUACAGCUUCUUGCUAGAAACAAUGACGUAUGUUAAAAGUAACUUGUCAAGGAUCAGAAUCGCUGCAUGUAACCUGGCAGGAAUCAUUAUGAAGCAGAUGUCUGCACGUUACCUGAAAAAGCUGGACUUUCCUACAUUACGGAAUUCUCUCCAGGAGCUACAGCCGGACUCGGAUCCUGGGGUCCGGAGGGCAUCCCUGGAGACUCUCAAAAUCUUGGAUACCUGUAGUCAUCACUGGCUUUUGGCUUCACUCUAAGGAAUUUCCUAG
Molecule: messenger RNA, 4353 nt
Organism: Orcinus orca (killer whale)
Lineage: Eukaryota; Metazoa; Chordata; Mammalia; Artiodactyla; Delphinidae
Gene: MROH2A
Product: maestro heat like repeat family member 2A
Exons: 33
Cellular component (GO): cytoplasm
Source: RefSeq, a predicted model, not a curated record